AUGGGUGCUUACUAUGUUCCGGAUGCCUGUGAGGCCCUUAUCUCCCCUAUAUUAUUAACUAUAAAUUUUCAAACAUUUUCUUUUGAGCUUAAUGGACUGAUAUCUUGCAUGUUUUUCUCGAUCAACCUGAUGAUCUCGAUCGGAUUCACCAUUCUGGCCCGUCGUUGGCCAGCCCUGAUGACCGAAUGGACUACAGUCGAGCGCAGUUUACCCCAGCAACCUCAGCUAGCGGGGCUGUCCCAAAGGAAUCGCCGGAGGGUUCUGAUCAUCAUGACGGUGCUUAUUUUAAGUGCCCUUUUCGAACACGCUCUGGCCAAACCGGCCGGUCUCUAUCGGGCCUACAAGUGCGGAAUCACCGAUCUGCUGGAAGCACAUCUGAUGCAGGCAUUCCCGGAAAUGUUUUCCUUUCUGCCGUUUAGUAUUCCUUUGGGUUUUGCUGCUCAGAUAAUUACUAGCUGGUUGACCUUCUACUGGAACUAUGUGGAUCUUUUCAUUAUAGUGCUUUGCAUCGGAUUGCGGCAGAAUAUUCAACAUGUCAACGAAGUUAUCCUCCAAUCAAAGGAUCAUUACCAUUCGGAAAAAUUCUGGCAUGAUCAUUGGAGACAUUUUCAAAAGGCUAGUGGAUUAGUUCACAAGUUGAAAAAGAAAAUGUCCUAUUUGGUUGUGGUUUCGUUCUCGAACAAUACGUUCUUCAUCUGUAUUCAGUUGAUUGGAGUUUUAAAACCUGCUCCUGGAUUCAUUGUGGCCGUUUAUGUUUGGUACUCGCUCGGGCAUCUGAUAAUUCGAAUGAUAUUUAUGACGCUUUAUGCUGCCGAUGUUUACGAUGAAUCUCGACGUCUGCUGCCGCUGUUCCGUUCCAUUCCAAAUCAUCAGUACAAUAAAGAGUUUACAAAACAAAAAUCCGUGUUACAUGACUACGUACAGACUAUUUCCUAA
Messenger RNA from Uranotaenia lowii, 936 nucleotides. Its product is annotated as gustatory receptor for sugar taste 64f-like. The record is from RefSeq and is a predicted model, not a curated record. Gene Ontology annotation, molecular function: sweet taste receptor activity. Gene Ontology annotation, biological process: sensory perception of sweet taste; detection of chemical stimulus involved in sensory perception of taste. Bases 1 to 936 code for a protein of 311 amino acids. NCBI's taxonomy places the organism in Eukaryota, Metazoa, Arthropoda, Insecta, Diptera, Culicidae. Gene Ontology annotation, cellular component: membrane. The transcript is spliced from 5 exons.